Glycine soja is the source of this 1946-nucleotide messenger RNA. Its product is annotated as glutathione gamma-glutamylcysteinyltransferase 3-like. The coding region runs from base 101 to 1600 and encodes 499 amino acids. The transcript is spliced from 8 exons. Gene Ontology annotation, molecular function: glutathione gamma-glutamylcysteinyltransferase activity; metal ion binding. The record is from RefSeq and is a predicted model, not a curated record. Gene Ontology annotation, biological process: phytochelatin biosynthetic process; cellular detoxification of cadmium ion; response to metal ion. Lineage: Eukaryota; Viridiplantae; Streptophyta; Magnoliopsida; Fabales; Fabaceae.
AGAAAAAGUCAAAGUAGCUGUGAACAGGUGCUGCGGUUUGCUUCACCGUGAACAGAGAAAGAUUGAAGAAGAAACAGAAGAAGAGAAGGUUUUAUUUUGCAUGGCAAGUCCAGGUUUAUACCGCAGAGUGCUCCCAUCUCCUUCAAUCGAGUUCGCUUCGCCGGAAGGGAAGAAGCUGUUCGGUGAAGCGCUUGAGCGAGGAACCAUGCAAGGCUUCUUCAAGCUAAUUUCAUACUACCAGACACAGUCAGAGCCUGCAUACUGUGGCCUCGCCACUCUUUCCGUUGUCCUCAAUGCCCUUGCCAUUGACCCUGGAAGGAAAUGGAAAGGUCCUUGGAGAUGGUUUGACGAGUCCAUGUUGGAUUGCUGUGAGCCUUUGGCCAAGGUUAAAUUGGAAGGCAUUACGUUCGGUAAAGUUGCAUGCUUGGCUCGAUGUAAUGGAGCUAAGGUUGAAGCCUUUCGAUCGGAUCAAAGCUCUGUUGAUGAUUUUCGCAACCGUGUGAUUUCGUGCUCUUCUUCUGAGGAUUGUCAUGUGAUUGUGUCUUACCACAGGACACCCCUCAAUCAGACUGGAAUUGGCCAUUUUUCACCAGUUGGAGGAUAUCAUGCUGAGAGAGAUAUGGUCCUUGUUUUGGAUGUCGCUCGUUUCAAGUAUCCGCCUCACUGGGUUCCCCUUACCCUUCUCUGGGAAGGCAUGAGCACCAUUGAUCAAGCAACCAGACUUCGUAGGGGGUACAUGAUUAUUUCGAGGCUUAACAGAGCACCAUCUAUACUUUAUACUGUGAGUUGUAGACAUGAAGGUUGGAGCAGUGUUGCCAAAUUUCUAACCGAAGAUGUCCCUCAACUUCUAAAGUCAGAGGAUCUAAAAGACAUUCAGGAAGUACUCUCUCUUGCUUUUAAAUCUCCUCCCAGUGAAUUGAGAGGGUUAAUAACAUGGAUUGCUGAAGUUCGCAGGCAAGAAGAUGGGAAUCUCACACUGAGUGAGGAGGAGAAAGGAAGGCUAGCUAUCAAGGCUGACAUACUGGAACAGAUUCGAACAACUGGACUCUUCAAACACGUGACAAGGUGGUUGGAUUCUGAAAGUUCAUGUUGUAAUACUUUAGCAAACCUUGGUGACAAAGAUAUGUUACCAGCACUUGCUGCCAGUGUUUGUUGCCAAGCGGCAGAUCUUUUGACUGUUUGUGGUAGGCUAGGUUUGUCAGGUGGAAAAUGCUGUAGUCAAAUAGAUGUAAAACAUCUGAAUGCUGAUAGUGAAAAUCCAGUAACAUUAGUUUCAGGAAUUGUUACAACUGGUGGUGGUAGUGAACAAGGAGUUGAUGUGUUGGUCCCUUUGUGUCAAAGGGAACCAAGUAGGUUGUGUCUUUCUAAUGAAGGUCACUGCAUUGGCAUGCACCCGUCUACUGCAGAUGUCUUAACGGUGCUUUUAUUGGCCUUGCCCUUGCAUACGUGGUCUGGCAUUAAAGAAGAAAAGCUGCGUGUGGAAGCUUUGAGCCUUCUAGCAACAGAAGAUCUCCCUCCCCUACUUCAGGAAGAGGUUUUGUUCUUGCGAGACCAACUCCAUUUUCUCAUGACGGAUAUUAGUGCUCCUUCUCCCUCAUGAUACUAUUGUCUAUCAGUUUUGACUAAUGUAACGGGUUCCUACAAUACGAUGACAUUAGACUGUUUUAGCAUCAGGUGUGUCCUUGAACUUGGAAUCAAUACAGCAUUAGCAUUGCUGUGGUGCUAUGUUGAACACGUCAAAAAACAACUACAGUUGUACCUUUGGGCAAGAAAUUUAGACAACAUAAUUGUGUAUGGAAAGAAUAACAUGCGGAUUUGCAUAAUCUGUUGAUGGAAGAUGAGGAUAAUCAUCGGAAUGUACUAAAACAAUUUGGGUCUGAUAAUUUGGACAAACAUUUAUAUAUGAAGAAAAUAAGAAAAAUGAAAUAAACUUAUUCAAAAGCUAA